CAAAGAGAUAGAGACUCAAGGCUAAAGAAGAAUGUACAGACUAGGUAGUCAAGGUCGUGCUGCUCAGCAGAGACUCCAACAACAACCAUAUUCAUCAACUGUUGAGUUCCAAACUCCAUCCUCACAAGCUCAAAAUGAUGUUAAUCUAUUGUUAUCAGCUCUCAAGACACCAGGAAAUCUAUCAUCAACCAAUCUCCUAUCAUAUAUUGUUCACUAUUUACCUCGUGUCAGAAAUGAAGGUAAUUUGAAGUUGCUAAUGGAUGCUUUCUUUUCAAAUAGAGUUAUUUUCCCAGAGCAAAUUCAUUUGGAGGAGACAUAUAUGAUCAUUGAAGCUAUCAAGGCAACUUUUGACUCCAAGAUUAGAGUUAGUGAACCAACUCUACCUCUAACAAAAUUCUUUCACGGUGUGGUUACAUCCAUUUUCGAGUCAGGUGUUGAGCCUUGGAAGAAAAUAUUGGUGAUUACUGGUGUAAUAUUAUCUCAAUCUACAUAUCAAGAACAAUCAAUUCCAGAGACUAAACAUUAUUUCCAAACAACAUACGGUUCUUUGAUCAACUUGAACCAUGAAUUAAUCAUGAGGGUUUUUCAAACAACAAGUAUAAACUCUGAAGAGGUUAAUGCUUUGACUGCAAUUUCCUUGAGUUGUUCCUUGCCCUUUUUCUCUCCAUCCCAACGUCAACAUGUUCCACAUGAGUCCAUCCUGUUGUUCACCAUUCAUUUGAUAUUUCAAUCUCCUUAUGGGCUGGGUAACCAUAGUACAGAGUUUCUGGCUGGCUCCAACUCUCCAGUGGUUAAACAUUUGAGUAGAUUGUCAUUCUUGAUUGAAAAUUCAUUAGUGCACGGUGUUUCUUUUGGUGUUUUGGAUUCAACUUUAAACAUCAUUUUGAGAUUCAGUGAAACCUUACAUUUAAGAUCAGCCAAUACUGAUCAAUCCUGGAACGUCUUGAAGAAUGGAAUUUUUGCAGUUGUUAUUAUUUUUCAAGGAUUUGUCUCAUACUUGUUGAAGUUGUCAAAUAGAUUGAGCAAGCAACACUACUCGUCAAUAGCCACAAAAAUUUUGCAAACUUUUUUCCAUCUGAGCUUCAUACUUGAGAAAAUUGGCACUGGUGGGUUUCAAGCUUAUAAUUUUGUUUAUAUCAGCUCACUAGAUGCUUUAUUACAAUAUUCACACCAAUCUGCAGAAGCAUUAGGGAGUUACUUCACCAAGAACAUAAAUCUACAUUCAAAUGACCAUUAUCAAGUUUCAAAGACAUUAUUCACAUUAACUUUUUUUGAAACUUUAUGCCAGACCACAUCUAUCGAAUAUUACGAAAAUACUAUUUCCCCAAUUGUGGACUUCAUCAUUCAUACAACAACUCAUUCACGUCCAUUGAUAGAGGCUGCUCAUUCUGUUGUCAUUGCAACAUUCAUUCCAACAAAUUCACACAUCAUAGCAAGUACUGCAAUUCCUUAUUUGCACACUGUCUUGUCACAAUUCCCACAAUUAUUAUCAGCAACACAACUAAGGAUUGCCAUAGAAACUAUAGCAAGGGCAGUUGCACCACCUUCUGAAGCUCACCAAUUGAAUAAAGAUAAUUUGAGGGAAGUAUUGCAUACAUUAUAUAUUAGGUGCUUAAACACCAGACCAGGAUUACCUAUUCCAACAUCACAGCCAAUAAGUCAAGGUCAAGAGUCGGAUAAUAAUCAACCAAUGACAGUUCGUACUGGUAUAAUUGCUGCAUUGAUAUCAACCCUACCGUAUUUACCUACGCAGAUUUUGAACAAUUGGCUAAAUAAUAUUUGGGAAUUGACUGAAAGUAGUGAUCCAAUAGAAUUUCAGUUUUGUGAAAAGAAUCUUUGGGAAAUGAUCAGUGAAGGUUUUGAUAUGCAAAGAGGAAACGUUGGGAUCAAUUGGUGGUACAAUAGGGGCAACAAUGUUGAAGCCAAGCUGUAA
Messenger RNA from Hansenula anomala, 1933 nucleotides. It is a transcript of the gene PEX8, whose product is annotated as Pex8p. The record is from RefSeq and is a predicted model, not a curated record. NCBI's taxonomy places the organism in Eukaryota, Fungi, Ascomycota, Saccharomycetes, Phaffomycetales, Wickerhamomycetaceae. Bases 32 to 1933 code for a protein of 633 amino acids. The transcript has a single exon.